Phytophthora infestans T30-4 is the source of this 1970-nucleotide messenger RNA. RefSeq names its product endomembrane protein 70-like protein, putative. Gene Ontology annotation, biological process: protein localization to membrane. Gene Ontology annotation, cellular component: membrane. The transcript has 4 exons. Bases 477 to 1970 code for a protein of 497 amino acids. NCBI's taxonomy places the organism in Eukaryota, Oomycota, Peronosporomycetes, Peronosporales, Peronosporaceae. The record is from RefSeq and is a predicted model, not a curated record.
AGCGAGCCAAGCAGAAGCGAGGAGGGAGCACCGAAAUAAUGCGCGCGUGUGGACCGAGCAAGUCGCUGCUAGUGGCGCUGGCGGCGACCGCUCUGGCGGCCUCGGGAACUAACGGAUUCUCGCUGCCUGGCGUGCAGAUGACGACGUACACCAAGGGCGAGACGUUGCCCAUCUUUGUCAACAGCUUGAAAUCGGCCGAGACAUUGUUGCCCAUGGACUACUACAAGUUGCCUUUUUGCCAGCCGGAGAAAAUCGAGUACAAGUCGGAGAAUUUGGGCGAGUACCUGACAGCUAACCGCAUCCAAAACUCUCCGUACGAGAUCAAGUUCCUAGAGGGACAGGAGUGUACUGUACUGUGUAAGCAGGAGUACGACGAGAAGGAUGUCAAAGUGUGGGAGAACAAGAUCAAGGACUCGUAUCGCGUCAACUGGAUCCUGGACAACCUCCCAGCUACGUCCGUGUCUUCCGAGGGCGGUAUGAUGGUGGGUUUCCCUCUGGGAAGCUUUAAUCCCGAGGUGGAAGUAGUGCCGCAACUUAACAACCACGUUAAGAUCCUCGUUGGCUACAAUAACAACCCGCUGGGCACGGCCGAGUCGUCGGAGGACGAGGGACGCAUUGUGGACUUCAAGGUCAUCCCGUACAGCUUCGAGUACGCGGCCAUAGGCUACGAUGAGGCAAACAACCGCAUGAAUUCCUGCGAACACUCGAGCAACCUCAAGCGCCCGCUGUAUGUGCGCAAGAACAAGGACGGCAAGAUGCCUGUGUACUGGACCUACAGUAUCGAAUGGGUACAGGACAACGAGCACGACUGGCGUACGCGAUGGGACGUGUACUUUGACGCAGGCUCGGGCGGUGAUGAGGUCCAUUGGUUCUCUAUCAUCAACGCUCUUGUGAUCGUGCUGUUCCUAAGUGGGAUGGUGGGAAUGAUCCUCAUGCGCAGUCUGCAUCGCGAUAUCAGUCGCUACAACCGCGUACCGACCGAGGAAGAGCGUGCGGAGGAACGGGAGGAGUCGGGAUGGAAGCUCGUGCAUGCUGACGUGUUCCGUCCGCCAUCCAAGAACCCCAUGUUGUUCUGUGUCAUGGUGGGCACAGGCUGCCAGCUACUGGGCAUGGCGUUCGUGACGCUAUUCUUCGCUGCUGUGGGCGUUCUGGCGCCUUCGAACCGCGGCAAACUGGUGAUCGCAUUGCUUGUCUGCUUCGUGCUGCUGGGUACGCUGGCUGGCUUCACGUCGGCUCGCACCUACAAGAUGUUUAAGGGCAAACGCUGGCAGAUGUGCACGGUGCUCACGGCUGUGCUGUUCCCUGGUAUCAUGUUCUCGCUCUUCUUCUUCCUGAAUCUGUUCGUGUGGGGCGCUGGCUCGGACGCUGCUGUGCCGUUCGGCUCGAUUCUGCUGGUCUUUUUCCUCUGGACGGGCAUCUCGGUGCCGCUGGUGUUCGCGGGCGCCUACUUUGGCUUCAGAAACGCUCCGUUCGCGUUCCCCGUGGCGACGAGUAACAUCCCGCGUCCUGUUCCCCCUCAGCCGUGGUAUAUGACGCACUUGUCGGCGGCGGCAGUGGGCGGUGUGUUGCCGUUCGGUGCCAUCUUCGUGGAGCUUUUCUUCGUGCUAUCAGCGCUGUGGACGGACAAGUAUUACUACGUGUUCGGCUUCCUGUUGCUGGCCUUCCUCAUUCUUAUCAACACGUGCGCCGAGAUCACCAUCGUGCUCACCUACUUCCAGCUCUGCGCGGAAGACUACAACUGGUGGUGGCGGUCGUUCUUCGUGUCGGGUGCCUGCGGAGGCUACGUGUUCCUGUACUCGACGUACUACUACUGGACGCGUCUGGAUGUGGGCAACUUCAUCGGCGCUAUGCUCUACUUCGGCUACAUGGCGGUCAUCUCGGGCGCGCUGGCGCUGCUGACGGGCGCUGUGGGCGUCGGCGCCUCGCUGUGGUUCACACGCAAGAUCUACGCGUCCAUCAAGGUCGACUAG